AUCAGUCCUUUUGAACAGAUUAAAGAGAUGAUGGGGAGGCCGGUCUUGGGACAUCCUCCUUCUACUGUGUUUUCUACCUCAUACCUUCUCUGAUAGUUGACAUUGCUGUGCUGGUUUGGCUGGUGACAAAACGGUGUGCGCUUUUGGACGACCUGCUUUCGCCUCUCCACUCUGCAGAAAAGGGAAGGACAUGAAUUCGUCUUUUACAGAGUUCAGGGGAAACAUCUCCUGUUUGAAGUCCAACAGCUCUGAUAUCUUCAAACAUCAAGUGUAUCCUGCAGCAUACAUACUCAUUUUUGUCCUGGGACUCGUCGGUCAUUCUUUAUCCAUCUGCGUCUUCUACAGCCAAUGGAGGACUCAGAAGAGUUUCACUCCGGUCAGCGUGUUAAUGGUGAACCUGUUAGUAUCGGACCUGAUGCUGGUGUCCUCUCUGCCCCUGAGGGUCUCGUACUACAUGCUGGACUCACACUGGAUCUUCGGUAACAUCACCUGUCGAGUAAUCUCAUACGUGUUUUAUCUUAAUAUGUACAGCUCUGUUUAUUUCCUAGUGGCUCUGAAUAUCUUGCGUUAUCUGGCGCUGGUGCGACCGUACCUAUACAUACGCAUACAGACUCACUACGUCGCAGGAAUCGUGUGUGCUCUCAUUUGGCUCUUUAUGGGUUUAGCCUGCAGUCCACUGUUGUUCACUCAAAAAAAAAAUCACGACCCAAAUAGUUUUCGAUGUUUGGAGCUGGCGGAGAGCAACGUGGACCAACUGCUUCUUAUAAACAACGUUACGUUUCCAGUGGGCUUUGUUUUUCCUUUGGUUGCUGUCAUUUUUUGCUCUGUCUUGGUUGCAAAGAAUCUUCUAAGGCCUAGCCCUGCACUCGGCAGGACCAGACCUUGCAGGAAGAAAGCUUGCGCUUUGGUCAUCAUCAGCCUUGGGAUCUUUCUGGUGUGUUUUAUGCCCUAUCACAUAGUGCGGACAAUCUUCUUAACAACUGAAAAGGACAUCCAGACGAAUGUAUACAAGGACUCAUGUGACUUUGUUUUGAUAGUCCGAAAGGUUGCCGUCAUAGCGCAUUGCCUAUGCACGGCUAACAGUUGUCUGGACCCUAUCCUCUUCUUCUUCGUUGGGGAAAAUUCCAGAUCAUUCUUCGCCAAAUGGACAGGAGGAAGAAAAAAAAUCACUUAUACUGCAGGGAGAAACCCACAGCAGAAAGAGUUACAGGUUUUGCAGAAGUAAAUGGAAAAUGGCCGAACAGAUAACAAAGAACAGACCAGAAGGACCUCAUUCUUUUGUGUACUUUAUAAAUAGAUGUAUAACACACAAAGGUCAUGUAUAUACUGAAUGGCCUUUGAAGAUGUUUACACUGAUUGUGACUAGAGGAAUAUUCUGGAUUCAUUGCAAGUUGGGCUCAAUCAACAAAAUUUCGAUUUAUGUAAAUUAAUUUUGACUGCUCCCUCUUUUAAAAAGCCCAGAAAAGUAGUAAGGACAUUGUUAAAAUAGUCUGUGACAUCAGUGGUUCAACUGAAAUUUGAUGAAGCUAUGAGAAAACCAAAAUAAUGACUUCAUUCAACAAUUUCUUCUCUUCUGUGUCAGUCUUCAUUGCGUUUUCUCAGGAGUACCAUGAUGCACGCGUGUGCGUCUUUGCGCGCAAACUUUUAUCGUAGCUUCAUGGACUAUUUUAACGAUGUCCUUACUACCUUUCUGGGUCUUGAACGUGGCAGAUGCAUUGCUGUCUAUGCAGGGUCAGAAAGCUUUUGGAUUUCAUCAAAAAUAUCUUAAUUGGCGUUUUGAAGAAAGUCAGGUUUGGAACGGCAUGAGGGUGAAUAAUAAAUUACAUAUUUUUCAUUUUUGGGUGAACUAUACCUUUAAAAUAGGCUUCUAGGCUUCUCACAGUUUCAGUAGAAUAGCCACUAGACUUAAGUAAUAUGCGUUUUAACAUGAUUUCAAUGUAAAGAGGGAAAAAAAUACUCUGUAUUCAGUUUAACAACUUUCUCACGAUGACACCGCAAUGCCAUAAACCCUAAAAUGACCAUAAAAACGAUGAGAACAACUUUGCAACUUAAACAGGUUUUAACAGAAUACUAAUGCCUAGUUUCACAGACAAGGUGUAAACCUAGUCUAGACUAAUAAUGCAUGUUUGAACUGUCUUAACUGAAAGGAAACUGCACUAAUAUACCUUAAAACAUACCUGCGAGCACCCCCAACACUACAUGUUUUCUAUGUCUCCCUCAUCUAUCACACCUGAUUCAACUCAUCAGCUCAUUAGUAGAGACACCAAGACCUGAAAUGGGUGUGUCAGAUAUGAGAGACCUACAAAAUAUGCAGCGUUAGGGGUGCUCGCAGGACCGGUUUGAAAACCACUACCUUAAAAUGUCAUUGUGCUAUGUGCCAUCAAUUUGUAUCAAGAUGCACACCAGUAUAUCUUUUCUUAUUCUAGGGCACGAUUAAAACCAAAAAAGGACUUAAAUGGCCUAAUUUAACUAAGGCCUUAUCCUGGUUUAAUCUAAGCCCUGUAUGUAAAACCAAGGGAGUGAUGCCUUAUUAACCACAUCACAAAGCCUGUAGAAAUUGGCCCUAUUGUAAUGGUGAGUUUAACUCAUGUCGGAAAGAUUUAAGAGCUGUUGGAGAGUUUACACACAUUGAGUGUGAAACUCGGGAUUUUUCUUUUCUUUUUUUUUUUUUGUAGAAAAUUGGCAUCUCGCUACGAUCUUAAAAUUUGAACGCACCUUAAAUUGUAAUUACGACUUACGAAAUCAUUAAUACUAAGUUCCCAGAAGGACUUUUAAGUGCCGCUGCCACACCUUUACCUCAGGUUUUUUUUUUGUUUUUUUUUUUAAAUAAAUGAGAACAAUGCUGUCGAUUGAGUUUGUAAUGGACCCGUUAUUUAUGUCACUGUGCUCUUCCCCGAUAACAAUGUCCAAUUCUGUCAGGUGGUGGAUUACUGUACUUCCAUUGUGUUUGUCGAGUUGUAUAGCUGUUCAUUCGCAUAAAGUUUAACUAUGUAGCUUAGCCAUUGAUUGCUUUCACUAGCAGUCACUUGCUCUCUAAAAGGGAAACGAUUGCAAGUCACUUUUUGUUUACUGUAAUUCACUAUUAGUGCAAACACCGCCUCAGUAUUCAAUGCUAAUCAUGUUAAUAUUUACACAGGGCUGUUAUGUCCGUAGGUGUGUGCUAUAUCAUGAAUUGUUUUCAUUGUAUAAUCUUCAAUUAAAAUUGUUUUGCUCAGUACUGAUGGUUUCACUUCUCUGCAGAGUCCCAUGAUAAAGUCUGCGCAAUCAGGAAGCACAAGUAAAGCUGGCAAACCAUGUGGCUUCCUGCAUACACCUGCUCGCUGCGCACAUUCAUCUUUUUAAGUUUCCAUAGUGAAACAUUUGUGUUUUGUGGUAGAUAUCGGAGUUGUUUAUUUGUCGUCAGAUUCAUCAGAGGAAGCUCGGUUUUGUGUGGUGAAUAUCAUGUUAUCUUCAUCACGUCUGCACACCCUUCCACUGUUCAUGCUCGGAGUGAAACUGGCUUUAAAACUUUUUUGCGGGGUUGGGUUGUUUAUAGUUACGAUAUAUUAAGUGUCUUGCUCACUGGUCAGAUUUAAUUAGAAAAGCAUGCAUCCCAUGCAUAUUGCAUUGGGCAACACUUUUUUUUUUAAACAUGCCAUACCUAGAGAUGUCAAGGAAACGGUAUUGACCGCAAUUAUGUUUCGUUGAAACAUAAACAUUGAACUGCUUCCUCUUUCAUUUUAUCCAUAAAUGGAAGUAUUAUCACUAUUGUUCCCUUGCUAAAGCUCCUCCCAUUAUGUUGCAUACUGCGCAACUGAAGUACAUUAGAAACGUCCUCAGCAUCAACACAGGUUGAGCCUCAAAGUCUUGUGUGAGGGUUUUUUUUUUUUUUUUGGGUAGCUGUCUGUUG
Labeo rohita (rohu) is the source of this 3889-nucleotide messenger RNA. RefSeq names its product cysteinyl leukotriene receptor 2a (gene cysltr2a). Gene Ontology annotation, biological process: G protein-coupled receptor signaling pathway. The record is from RefSeq and is a predicted model, not a curated record. Lineage: Eukaryota; Metazoa; Chordata; Actinopteri; Cypriniformes; Cyprinidae. The transcript has 2 exons. Bases 191 to 1225 code for a protein of 344 amino acids. Gene Ontology annotation, molecular function: G protein-coupled receptor activity. Gene Ontology annotation, cellular component: plasma membrane.